GGUGUGUUUCAAAAUCACAAAAGUGAUCCAUCCUCAGUCCCGCAUUUUUAUAUUCGCUUGCUGUUGUUGUUGUUGUUGUUGGCUUUGAUUGUGUGUCUUGAACGCUCAGAAUCCAACCCGCAGAGCAACCUGGAAAUGACGACUGGACCCGGCCGCACCGAGCUCGAGGCUGCAGUGGACGUGCUCAACACGCUCUUGACGACGCUACUGCCACAGAGUCCGACGACGAUGACGACGACGACAGGAACACCAGCAAUGCCUGCUUCCAUGGGCGAUGUGGCUGCAGCUGCUGAAGCGCUGCCGCCGCGUCCACGCGUGUCGCCGCCAGCUGAAGAUGCGUGCCAAAGUGCCGUCCAGACCGCGCUCGCCGGACUCGAUGGCGUGCGGUGCGCAUUGGCCGCUGCAGUCGCGGUCGCUGCGGUCGGUGCUGCGGUCGGUGGUGAGCCUGCAGCGGCACCGUCGUCGGAGAACGUUCUCGAUGACAGGUCGACAAUCAGCCAGCUCAGCCUACAGCAAACACGCGCCGCUGCGCUGGCCAUCCAGCUCGUGCUGUGUUGGGGUGUGCUGCCAUACGUUGAUCCGGGGGUGGCCGGGACUGGAUCGCUGCGAGUCUCUCCACGCGCAGCCUUCGACAUCCCGACUCUGGCGGCGCUGGUCGACAACCCUGCUGACACUGCUGCAUUGUCGAAGCGCAUUUCAAGACUCGAUGAGACAGUUUCUGGCAUUGUCGCUCUGCUGGGUGAACCUGCACUGCGACGGAUGAUUAUCAACCGGUACAUGGUCGACGUCCUUUGCGCGUUGUGUCAACUGGCGCAUUGGGAGAGCACCCUGCCCUCCAGCACCAUGACCCUUGCGUCAACAAGCCAGCGACCACACGUGCCGAGCGCUGGCGCUUCCUCUCGGCUAAUCCCCCCUCAUCGGGCGCGCCUGCACCAAAUGUUAGAAGCGUCUCCCCCGUCCACAGUGAUUGAGGCGCUCACUGUCAUUCUGAGCGGAGGGCAUGCCACUCCCGCCUGGCUGACAGAGAUGUGCUCGCGCUAUCUUUCCCUGUCCGUGAUGCGACCGGACGGAGUACGAUCCCUGCUGCUCUACCUGCUCGAGGAGAAAACCCCGACGAGCUCGAAAGCUCCCGCUCAAUCUGUUUCCAAAGAGCUGCUCGAUGAUGAUGACGACGGCGACGACGACGCUGAUGAGGACGAUGAUGAUGACGCGAAUGUCGGCGAUUCAGCUAUCGGUGGAGACUUUGCCGCGUGCGAUCGCGCUGCGCGCAUUGUUACGGCUGUACCUGCGCAAGCCAAGUCGCCCGAGGCCUAUCUCUCGCACGUCGGGCCCCAGUUGGUCGCCUUGCUACACAUCUCAAACACACAGCAUGCUGUUGGCGGAGCGCUGCUUCGCACGGUUGGGCUGACAGUGUCGCGCAUGCUGACGGCCUACCCGAAUCUGGUGAAGCAACGCGUGCUCGACCCGGUCUGGCGUCCUUUGUACGUGUACUAUGAGAAUGAUAGAGGGGAUGGCCCUGAACCGACGACAGACGUCCUUGGGGACGUUCAGGAUUCAGAACAAGACUUGCACAGUGAACUGCUCGAACUGGCUCCUGAAUCCAAGCCGCGCGCUCUUUCCGGGCCGUCAUCAACCCAUACUCCUCUGAUUCAGGUGAUUGGUUCUUCUGCUUCAUUAUUAGCCGAUCCCAACGAAUCUGAGGAUGACGAAACGGAUGCCGAAGAGGCUGCAGCGGAUCAGCCUGUUGGUAUUAUCGCCCCUCCUCCUCCUCCUCCGACCCGACCACCACAGCAACCAAAGCUGCAACCACAUCAGCCAACGCUCCAGCCAUCCCAAGACGUGCUUGUUGGAAUGAGCGAUAUCAUUCGAUGCGUGGAAGACACGCACAAACUCUUUGUUGUGAUUGAUCCCCAUCCUGCGCUGAUGGUGUCUGUCGCUGCCAUGGUUGAACCCCUCUUCCAGCUCUAUCGCGUUGCUCAGACAGUGGGAGCCAAGGUGGCAUCGGCUUGUCAGGAAAUUCUCGUCACCUAUUUGAAACACGCCGAGCCCGCCGCUGCCGUUGCGGACUUGCGUCGAUUGGUGCUCGGCAGCAGUCAGGCCAGUUCGUUCUCGGCCUUGAUACCCGCAGUCUUGAGCGCUCCGUCGAAUUUGACGUCCGGUGACGAUGAAGAUGCAGAUGACGAUCGUAUCGCGCAAGAGCAACGCGAUCAAGAAGUCAACUUUGCAGACGAGAUUUCCACAUUUGUUGGACAAGGCGGACGGCACUGCGAGUUUGCUCUGACCCCGAACGGGCAACAGAUUGUUCUCUGUCGAAUUCCCUCGCAACAACGCGCUUCAGCGUCAUCGCAGUCCGCCGUCGACAACCUGCCAACCUUGCUCGCGUUGCUGUCCACCUUUAAGCACCAUCAGCUCACGGGAGACUUUUUCAUGUCUCUGCUCGAUGACUAUGCUCAGCUGGAGGCAGCGCGAAAGAGUUUUGAAAAGCUCGUUCGCUCAACUGAACUGGACAGCAAGGACAAGCCGCUUGUGACCGAAGUUGGGCCUGCUUCCUCGUCGUCCCCAUCUGUGACUGCGAUUGCGACAAGCCAACAAGUGCCAAGCAGUCGCUCUGGCCAACCGGUGGCGGUCGAGCUUUUAGACCCGGAGGAGGAUGAGGAGGACUCUGAGGGCAGCCGUCCGGACCAGGCCGCAGCCGCCAAGGCUUUGGCCAACAACGCCCGCCGCGCGGAAUCCGACCUCGCUCGAAUGGAGCAACAGUUGGAUCUGGCUUCAAAACACGCACAGCGUCUAUUGCAGGUGAUUUUGACCGUCGCCGAAGGUCUUGGGGCGGAACUGCUCAAAAGCACCUCCCAUCUCGUCGCCUUUGCGCGCAUCAUGCUUCAAAACGACGAUGUCGAAACUGUCGUCAUGUGUCUCUCGCUGUUGGGAGCAGUUCUUGCUGGUGCGGUGGAACUUUCUGUACGAGACGCAAGCCUGUUGGCGUCCCUCGGUCCCGUCCUCGAUGAGACUGGGCGUCGCUUUGCAGACGAUGAGACUAUCGUCGAGCUCAUUGCCGAUUUGCGGGUAAAUUUACACACGCGACACGGCUCUGAAGCUCAGGAGGGAGCUUCUUCCUCCGAAGCCGCAGCCGACGCCGCAGCGAAAAGGACGGCUGAAAGCGAGGCAGCCUCCGCAGCCUCGUUUGAGCUGGUGCUCGAACAAUUGCGAGAUCCACUGCUCCCAGUCCGCGCCCACGCGUUGAUUGAACUCCGAAAUAAGAUUCUUGCGCGAGACUCAACAACCGUCAGCCGCAUCAAGAUGGUCCUGGCCGUGUUCCAGUCACAACUUGUUCACCCGGAUACGUACAUGUAUCUGUCUGCAAUUCACGGUUUGGUCGCAGUGGGCGAUGUCUUUCCUUCGCGCGCCAUCCCCAUCUUACUCAAAGAGUACGCAGCCACAGGCGACGAUUUUGGGAAAGAGACGACUGCCCCUCCAACCGCUCCUUCAAGUGCGAAUGCCACAAGCACCAAUGUCAAGAAGCACACUCAAACCCUGCAGCCGCCGCUCCCGGCCGAGCUCCGUCGCACCCGAGUUGGCGAGGCGCUGUUGUUUGUCUGCGAGCGGUUGGGUGAGGUUCUGCCCAAGUACGGUCUGCGGAUGAUUGACGUCUUCAUGCGCGGUAUUCGAGACAGCUCUGCCAUGAUGAGGGCCAGCAGCCUGUCCAAUCUUGCUACAGCCUGUCAAAUCAUGCGAUUUGCACUGCAUCCCAUCAUUAACGAGAUUUUGGCAUGCAUCGAGUCUGUGCUCCAAACCGAGUCCGAGGCUGAAGUGCGUCGCGGCGCCGCACACGUGCUGACGCGUCUGCUGCGUGGUCUUGGGAUUGACGUGCUCGAGCUCAUCCCCGAUCGCCUCAAGAGCAUUUACCGCUUGCUCCGGGCGACGCAGCGUUCGGAUCCCGACCCAGCCACCCGCCAACACGCCACCUACGCCCUGCGCGAAAUCAGCUCGGUCAUGCGUCGGCUCCUCGCUCCUCUCAUGCACGGACCCGAUGGUACGGCCAAUCUCCGUGUGCGUGACGACGGGUUGCCGAAAACCGUGCACGAUUUGCUGGACGAGGAAGAUGACAAGGAAGCAGCGAGCGAGUUUACUGCUCGAACGGGACUUGCAUCCAUGUUGCUGUUGCGUCCAGUGUGAAUGGAGGGUUUGUCCUAAGAGGAGGGUUUGUCCUCAGAGGAGGGAGGGUAACUUGUGUAUUUUUAUGUGCCUGCAUGUACUCUAAACAUCAAUAAUUAUUCCACA
This is a messenger RNA of Capsaspora owczarzaki ATCC 30864, 4278 nucleotides long. RefSeq lists its product as hypothetical. Lineage: Eukaryota; Filasterea; Ministeriida; Capsasporidae. The record is from RefSeq and is a predicted model, not a curated record. The transcript has a single exon. Gene Ontology annotation, biological process: protein secretion. The coding region runs from base 136 to 4173 and encodes 1345 amino acids.